AUGGACCGUGCACGGCGGAGUCGGACCGAUCCUUCACGAACCUCCUUACCGCUUGAGAUCAUGCUUCGUUUCUCGGUAAGGCCGUUGGCGCGACCAUGCACGCGCUCAACCAUUCGGAUGCUCUCUACUGGCACACCGCAGAAAGCGUCUAUUCGCGGGCGCAUUUGGCAAUCGCGUUUCGUGCGUUUCUCUGUGUAUGGUGUCGGCUCCAUCGGAUUUACGCUCGCAGCCUUGUUGGGUGGUUUACUCGUGUACGACUCCUUUACGUACCACGGCUUGUCGAUUCAGGAACCGAUACAUCCUUCCAUCAACGAAAGUGUGCGCGGCGGCCCAGAAAAUCGUCCCAUCCUGCUGAACAAAGAGGCUGAGACAGGGGCACCUCGCAAGGAGCGCCUAGUGAUCGUCGGUGGUGGCUGGGGCGCGGUUUCGCUCCUGAAUCGCCUGGAUCCUGACCUAUUUGAAGUCACACUGAUCAGUCCAACGAACUAUUUCCUCUUCACGCCCCUCUUACCCGCAGUGACCGUGGGCACUGUCGGUGCCGGCUCCGUCACCGAGUCGCUACGCCGUAUCCUGCAAAAGUGCCAAGGUCAAUUCGUGCAAGGUGCUGGACGGAACUUGUAUCUCCGUGAUGAAUUGGAUAGCAAGACCCGCGAGCUGACGGACUAUGCGCCCGGCCUGCUGGAAGUCGAGGUGAUUUCGGACAAAUGGGACGGCUCAAUUGAGAAGCCGCACGAAGUGAACAAGGACAAGAUCGUGUAUGUGCCAUACGACAAGCUUGUGGUGGCUGUGGGCUGCGUUUCGAACGACUUUGGCGCCAAGGGUCUCGAACAUGCGCACCGCUUGAAGUGCAUGCACGACGCCACACAAUUGCGCAAGAACAUCCUCGAGAACUUUGAGAUGGCUUCGCUACCAAGUGUGUCACCUGAAGAGCGGCGGCGUCUGCUCUCAUUUGUAAUUUGCGGCGGUGGACCGACCGGUGUUGAAGUGGCUGCCGAGAUCUUUGAUCUGAUCCACGAAGAUAUAAGCAAGUACUACCCCGCCAACCUUCCACAGGAAUCCAGCGUUCACCUUCUACAGUAUUGCUCGCACAUUCUCAACACGUAUUCGGAGAAGAUUUCAGAAUUUGCCGAAGAGCGAUUCCGCAAGGAACACAUGGAUGUGCAGACCAACGCACACGUCGACGAAAUCACGCCGACGCAUGUCAAAUUUACGGUGACGAAUCCAUUGACGAACGAGAAGGAAGUCCGCACGCUGCCAACAGGCUGCACAGUAUGGUCGGCCGGUAUCAAGAUGUCCGACUUUACGCAUCUGCUAUCGCAGAUGCUGCCGAGCCAAGGACACCCGCAUGCGCUCAAGGUUGAUGCUCAGUUGCGAGUCAUGGGCGCAGAGCCUGGCACUAUGUACGCUGUUGGAGAUGCAUCGACGAUUGACCGCGAUGUCAUGGGCUAUGUGGUGGAUAACUUUGCCAAGUUUGACAAGGAUUUGGACGGCAAGUUGACUCUGUCAGAAUUCGCCCAGUUCAUCAACGUCCUGCGCCGCAAGUUCCCUAUUGCCAGCUCUAACCUACAGAAUGUCCGCAAACUGUUGAACAAGUACGACUUUCACGGUGACCACCAACUGAACUCAGACGAAGUUGUCAAGCUUGUGCAGGACGCGACCAAGGACAUGACGUCGUACCCACCGACUGCACAGAUUGCUUCACAAGAAGGACGCUAUCUGGCCAACAAGCUGAACAAAUACGGCAAGCUCAAGGAGCAGGGAAAGCUGCCUCAGAUGAGUGCGGAUGCUCUCGAUGAUGCGAUCUACAAGCCGUUCAAGUUCCACAGCCUGGGCAAUAUUGCGUACCUGGGUAAUGCGGCCGCCUUCGACUUGCCUCUGCCUGAGCCAUUCAAGACGUUCUUUGGUGGCAUUGUCGCCAUGUACGCUUGGCGCAGUGUCUACCUCUCGGAGCUGGUCUCGUUCCGCACGCGUGCCUUGGUGCUCGGCGACUUUAUUAAACGAGAGCUGUGGGGCCGCGACGUGUCGUGGCUGUAA
Messenger RNA from Malassezia restricta, 2034 nucleotides. RefSeq names its product NADH dehydrogenase. Lineage: Eukaryota; Fungi; Basidiomycota; Malasseziomycetes; Malasseziales; Malasseziaceae. The transcript has a single exon. Gene Ontology annotation, molecular function: calcium ion binding; NADH dehydrogenase activity. The coding region runs from base 1 to 2034 and encodes 677 amino acids. The record is from RefSeq and is a predicted model, not a curated record.